Molecule: messenger RNA, 1227 nt
Organism: Arabidopsis arenosa
Lineage: Eukaryota; Viridiplantae; Streptophyta; Magnoliopsida; Brassicales; Brassicaceae
Source: the annotation of a GenBank genome assembly
ACCAAAACAAAACAAAAACGCUCUACGAAUUUUGAAACUUGUGCGAAUUUCAUUUUCUCGAUGGCGAAGAACAUUUUGGUUACCGGCGGCGCUGGCUACAUCGGGAGUCAUACUGUGCUUCAACUGCUAGAAGGUGGUUACUCCGCCGUCGUUGUUGACAAUUACGACAAUUCCUCCGCUGCUUCUCUUCAGCGCGUGAAGAAACUCGCCGGCGAAAACGGCAACCGCCUCUCCUUUCACCAGGUGGAUCUUCGAGACAGGCCUGCGCUUGAGAAGAUUUUCUCAGAAACUAAGUUUGAUGCAGUGAUACACUUUGCUGGACUUAAAGCAGUAGGUGAGAGUGUGGAGAAGCCUCUGCUCUAUUAUAAUAAUAAUCUUGUUGGUACUAUUACUCUUUUGGAGGUUAUGGCUCAAUACGGCUGCAAAAAUCUUGUGUUUUCAUCAUCAGCUACUGUCUAUGGCUGGCCUAAAGAGGUUCCUUGCACUGAGGAGUCACCAAUUUCUGCCACAAACCCAUAUGGCCGUACAAAGCUUUUUAUCGAAGAGAUUUGCCGGGAUGUACAUCGUUCUGAUCCUGAAUGGAAGAUCAUAUUGCUUAGAUACUUCAACCCUGUUGGUGCACAUCCUAGUGGUUACAUUGGUGAAGAUCCUCUUGGAGUUCCCAACAAUCUCAUGCCUUAUGUCCAACAAGUUGCAGUUGGCCGGAGACCUCACCUUACUGUCUUUGGAACAGACUACAAGACAAAGGAUGGUACAGGGGUUAGAGAUUACAUUCAUGUCAUUGAUUUGGCGGAUGGACAUAUAGCUGCUCUGCGCAAGCUAGAUGAUCUCAAAAUCAGUUGUGAGGUAUACAAUCUCGGAACGGGUAAUGGAACAUCGGUUCUAGAAAUGGUUGCUGCCUUUGAAAAAGCAUCCGGAAAGAAAAUCCCGUUGGUGAUGGCUGGACGACGUCCUGGAGACGCUGAAGUGGUUUACGCCUCAACGGAAAAAGCAGAACGCGAACUGAAUUGGAAGGCUAAGUAUGGGAUAGAGGAGAUGUGUAGGGACCUAUGGAAUUGGGCAAGCAAUAACCCUUACGGCUACAAUUCCUCCUCUAAUGGCUCCUCUUCAUAAUUCUCCUUUUUUAUUCUUAUUUUACCUUUUUGCUUACUUAUUCAUAUAAACAAACACAUGAAAAAGGAGAGGCUGACAAGUACCCAAACUUUAGAAGAAAAUUGGGGAAAAUUC